AACAUCACACGCCUUCGUAACUAUACACAAACUGCAAAAACCGCCUCUUUUCACUUCACAGCAGCCUGCAGCCAAGCAGCGAAGCCAUGGGGAAAAGUGACGAUUCAAUUCAGAGAAGGAAGAAUAAGAAGACCAGAAAGAAACAAGAUGAUAAUAAGCUCUCCGCUCGUAUCUCCGGCAUUAUUGCUGCCAAGAAACGUCGUCUCUCCGGCAAACGCCGUAUGUGCGAGGGAAUGUGUUAUAGUCUGCCUACACCCGAGGAUCCCUUCAACGAGAGGCAUGGAAAACCUGAUUUUGUGAAGAAAAAGAAAAAGCAGAUCAAUUCAAAAAAGGACAAGAAUCGUGUUAACAAGACUAGGGUCGCUCUGAAAACCGGAGCUACCGAUCGUAAUAACGCAAAGGCGACGGCUGCAAAUAAGAUAUCACAAAAUGCUGACAAGUUAGAGGAAGAGCUCCGCACGGCUGCUGCUGGGGGACGAGAUGCUUUUGAUAAUCACAUGGAUGCUCCAACUAAGUUUUUAAUUCUAUGCUUGAAAAACAUUCAGGACGGGCUUCAGCAAGAUGGAACCUUCAAUGAUGGAGAGGACAAGCCUUUCUUCGUCCAUACAUGGGGAAUUGAGUUCUGGAAAUAUUUUACUCGUGGCAAAGAUAUAAUUGGUACAAAUCAAGCCCAUGCUACAGUUGAGCAAAUUGCUUGGGUUGCAGCAACGGCUGCUGAUGCCAUUUCAAGCAAGGAGAAAGAAGGGAUAUCAAUUAGCAGCCCGUUCCUUUUAUUCCUUGUUCCCUCUCAAGAGAAAGCUGCUAAGGUGCGGAAAAUAUGCAAGCCUUUGAAAGCUCUUGGAAUACAUACAGUGAGUCUGCAUCCUGGUGCUUCCAUAGACCACCAGAUUCAGGGCCUGAAAAACUGUGAGCCGGAGUUUCUUAUAUCCACUCCUGAAAGACUUCAAGAGCUCCUCUCCUGUGGUGCCAUUGAUACUUCUGAUGUUUCUUUCCUGGUCAUUGAUGGACCUCUUAAUGAAGCUGGUUAUGUUGAUGCGGUUGAAGCCAUUGCAAAAUCUAUUUCUGGAAAGCCACAAAUACUGGCUUUCAGUGACUGCUCAGAUUCUUCAUCCAAUUUUCUUAUAAAGAAGAGUUUUGGAGCAUCAAUCUGUAGAAUACCGCAUGAUGAUCCAAUAAAUGGUCAAAGCAUGGCUUUAGAUAUUUGCGCUUCUAAGUUGUCAAAGGCAAAUGGAGCCUGCUCUCCAGACAGUUGAUACUCCAUUUUUUCUUCCAAAGAUUUAAUUGUUGCUCCGUCGAAUCAGCAUUUUCAGAUCCUCUGGCAUCAUUCAGCUUAAUAGGAGGAAGUUCUGUAAUUGUAAGCUUCUUCUUUUCACAUGAUUCUUGGUUAUAGAUGUUUUCGAAAUAUCCAAAUGGAGAGAAUGCAGUUGUUUCAAUGUUGUAUUAGCCAGUGAUGUGAGCCCAAGUCAAUUGUAACAAGGGUGGGUGUGUUAUUGCUUCUACUGGAGAAUUGCAAGUUGAGAUCUUUUGCUAGUUUCUGAUAUCAUUUCUUUUUCCUUUUAUUUGCUAGAGCUUGUUUUACAAGGGGAAAGGGAAAGUAUUUAUUUUACUUUGGAAAAUCAUUUUCUGGUUCAUCUUCUA
Nicotiana attenuata is the source of this 1638-nucleotide messenger RNA. RefSeq lists its product as uncharacterized. The record is from RefSeq and is a predicted model, not a curated record. Gene Ontology annotation, cellular component: cytoplasmic stress granule; P-body. Gene Ontology annotation, biological process: P-body assembly; cytoplasmic stress granule assembly. Lineage: Eukaryota; Viridiplantae; Streptophyta; Magnoliopsida; Solanales; Solanaceae. The transcript has 6 exons. Gene Ontology annotation, molecular function: mRNA binding; ATP binding. The coding region runs from base 87 to 1253 and encodes 388 amino acids.